AUGAAGCCCAGAAUGUGGGCCCCACAUGCAAGCCAGCCUCCCGGAGGCUUCCAGGCCACGUCCUCAGUGAAACUUCUCUUCCUUCCCAGCUUUGUGGAGCCCCAGUCAGGGGAGACCCCAGAACUGGAACAGCAGGAGCUGAGCCGAGGUGGUGGACAGAGAAAUCUGGGGACUCUCUUCGGGAAUGAUGAGAAAGGGUACACGUUCCUGCGCAUGCACUUGGUGGUUCACUCAGGCGUGGGAUGCAUGGGCUCCACGAGUGGUGGGAGGGAGGUGGGGGGAGCCGACUGGGCAUAGGGGAGUAGGGAAGACCAAAGGUGGUGGAUGGGCAGGCCCAUGACUUCCCUGGGCUCCCAGCUCUGCAGGGCAGCAUUCCUGGCCGCCAUCUUGCUGCUGCUGCGGGUCAAGGGAGCGAAGCUUCAGAAAGGCAGCCUGGAUCCCAACGAGAGGAGUCAGAACGAGAAAACACCCUCCACAGACCAGGAUCAAGAGAACUUUGAAGAGCACUUUGUGGCCUCCUCCGUGGGGGAGAUGUGGCAGGUUGUGGACAUGGCCCAGCAAGAGGAUGACGGGACAUCAGACACAGCAGCCCUUCGUGACCACCUAUUUAACCUAGCCUUCUGCUUCAAUCUGGCCAGCAUCAUGGUUUUUUUAUGA
Molecule: messenger RNA, 657 nt
Organism: Lynx canadensis (Canada lynx)
Lineage: Eukaryota; Metazoa; Chordata; Mammalia; Carnivora; Felidae
Gene: SOFU1
Product: LLLL and CFNLAS motif containing 1
Exons: 5
Biological process (GO): fusion of sperm to egg plasma membrane involved in single fertilization
Source: RefSeq, a predicted model, not a curated record